This is a messenger RNA of Acaromyces ingoldii, 2067 nucleotides long. Its product is annotated as Pkinase-domain-containing protein. Gene Ontology annotation, molecular function: protein kinase activity; ATP binding. NCBI's taxonomy places the organism in Eukaryota, Fungi, Basidiomycota, Exobasidiomycetes, Exobasidiales, Cryptobasidiaceae. The transcript has 6 exons. The record is from RefSeq and is a predicted model, not a curated record. Gene Ontology annotation, biological process: protein phosphorylation. The coding region runs from base 1 to 2067 and encodes 688 amino acids.
AUGUUGAAUGCGAGGCUAACUCUCGCGAACUCCAACCAGGCUGCGCAGAUUCCUCCGCAGGGCUCGGACCCCGAAGACUACUAUGUCAAGCAGAACCGCAUCGGCAAGGGCUCCUUUGGGGAGGUGUACAAGGGCUUCUCCAAGAUCACACGGCAGCCGGUGGCCAUCAAAAUCAUCGACCUCGAAAACGCAGAGGAUGAGAUCGACGACAUCCAACAGGAGAUUGCCAUUCUCAGCCAGCUCGACAGUGACUUUGUCACAAAAUACCAUGGCAGCUGGCUCAAAGGCACCAACCUCUGGAUCGUCAUGGAGUACUGUUCGGGGGGCAGUUGUUCGGAUCUGAUGAAACCUGGGAAGUUCCGCGAAGAUUACAUUGCCAUCGUCUUGCGGGAACUUCUCAAGGGACUCGACUAUCUCCAUGGUGAAGGGAAGCUCCAUCGCGACAUCAAAGCCGCCAAUGUCUUGCUGUCGUCCUCGGGCGACGUCAAGCUUGCUGACUUUGGUGUCAGUGGGCAACUGACAGCGACCAUGACAAAGAAAAACACGUUUGUGGGCACACCUUACUGGAUGAGCCCCGAGGUCAUCAAGCAAAGCGGCUAUGAUUUCAAGGCCGAUAUCUGGAGCUUGGGUAUCACAGCCAUAGAAUUGGCGAUGGGCGAACCGCCGUACGCGGAUCUUCACCCGAUGAAGGUGCUCUUCCUCAUCCCAAAGAAUCCACCGCCCCAGCUCGACUCGGGCUUCUCAAAAACGUUCCGCGAGUUUGUCAGCUACUGCCUCCAGCGUGAUCCCGCCGCGCGACCCACGGCCAAGGAGCUUCUCAAGCAUCGCUUUAUUCGCAACGCAAAGAAGACGACGUACCUUACCGAACUCAUCGAGCGCCUCGAGAGAUGGAGGGCAGAGGGCGGCGACGGCGGCCGGGACGAUGACAGCGACCGACGGGGCCAAGAACCUGCUGCGGAGGAGGACGAUUGGGAUUUUGGCACAGUCCGUCACCCAACAAUGCGAGGAGGCGGAGCACCCGUGCAUGGUCUUCAAGCCACGCGUCAGGCGCCUCCGCAACCCACCAUCCCCCCGGUCUACCACGAUGCGCAACAGGAGCAGGGGAGCAUCGUUGCAGCGCAGGGUGCUUCAACGCCGACCAAGCGAGCGCCCGCAACCAAUGCGCAUGAGGACACCACGCCUAACGGAAAGCAAGGAUUCCACGCUGCCAAGGAGCUACCCAGCACACCAGCAUCUGUGGUGGCGCGGCAGCAAAGAUACGGAGGCCCUAAUGUGGCCGCGGCAGGGCCAGCAGCAUUUGAAGCCAACAGGUACGGCUCGGUACGAUCAAUGUCCUCGGGAGGAUCGGGUUCGGCAAGCGGGACUGUGCGGCUAGGCGCAGCAGCUGGCCAGCGAGGUGCUCUCCCCAUGCAGGGCCAGCAUUCUGCGUCCUCGUCCAGCGGCGAGUCCAGCGUGGCGACGCCUUCAUACGUCCAGGGGCAGGGCAGUGGAUACGGAGAGCUGCGAACGCACAUCCAGACAUCGAGCGAGUUGGACCAAGACAAAGAGCUCAACGGCGUUGUUGAUGCUGCUCUUGCGAAAUCGCCGGGGGGAGGCAUGCUGGAGAAUGGCGUUCUGGCCAGCUACGAACGGGCUGCCAAUCCCGAAAGGAGACUACCGUCGGAUGACGAUGACGCUCUUCUGGGUGAGGACGACAGGUUGCGGCUGGAGCAGAUGAAUCUGCAUGGGCGGGACGGAAGCGAAAGCAUCCCAACGCCCGCGAGGGACGCUGCUCAGAAUCAAGCGGCAGCCGCAGCUGUCCGAGGAGAUUCACUCUUUGCCCUCGACGCCGUUCUGCUGCCGGUCCUUGACCAACUCUCGCUUGCCGUGUCACAGCGACCUGACGCGCAACAGUCGAUCGAAGCCAUUCGACAAGCGUUUGAGCACGCGGAAGCAAUCACGCCCGGCCUGAUGAAUGCUUUUGCAGUCGAAGUCUAUCACGGUAUGAUAGAUGCUCAGUCAGGCGGACAAGAACCUCUCUACGAGGUCGACGAGGAAGAGGAGGAAGACGAGGGAAGACGUUACUGA